Trichomonas vaginalis G3 is the source of this 1218-nucleotide messenger RNA. RefSeq names its product histone deacetylase class I, eukaryotic type family. The record is from RefSeq and is a predicted model, not a curated record. Bases 1 to 1218 code for a protein of 405 amino acids. The transcript has a single exon. NCBI's taxonomy places the organism in Eukaryota, Parabasalia, Trichomonadida, Trichomonadidae. Gene Ontology annotation, molecular function: histone deacetylase activity.
AUGAAGAAAAAGAAUAUCGUUUAUCUCUAUGAUGAAGAAUCUGGAGGCUUCGUUUAUGAAAGAAGUCAUCCAAUGAAGCCAUAUAGAAUAAAAAUGACCCAUUCAUUGCUUUGUGCUUAUGGUCUUUUAGACAAAUUACAAGUUCUAACACCAAGAAGAGCACGCGUAGAAGACUUAAUUCAAUUCCACGACGAAGGCUAUAUAAAUUUCAUCAAAAAUUCUAACGAUAAAAACAUCUCAAAGAAUAGAAAUGCCGCAGAAUAUUACAAUAUUACAGGCGAUUCACCAUUCUUCCCAGGAUUAUUCGAAUUUUGCCAAAUAUCAGCUGGAGCAUCUAUUACAGCUGCAGAACUCCUAAAUUCAGGAAAAACUCAAAUUGCUAUUAAUUGGGCAGGUGGCUUACACCAUGCCAGAAAGGCAGAAGCGAGCGGAUUUUGCUACGUAAACGAUUGCGUUUUAGGUAUCUUGAAGUUACUUGAACGUUACCAAAGAGUUUUAUAUAUUGAUAUAGAUAUUCAUCAUGGAGAUGGUGUUGAAGAAGCAUUUUAUACAACAGAUCGAGUUUUUACAGUAUCUUUUCAUAAGUUUGGUGAUUUCUUCCCAGGAACUGGUGCUUUGUCUGAUAUUGGAACUAGAAAAGGAAAAUACUACGCAUUAAAUGUACCACUUCGUGAUGGAAUGAACGACGAAGAUUACUUAGGCUUAUUUAAACCGAUUUUGACCAAUAUUAUUGAAUGGUAUCGUCCAAAUGCCAUUUUCUUCCAAUGUGGGGCAGAUUCUCUUGCUGGAGACAAGCUAGGAGGUUUCAAUCUUAGUAUCCAUGGCCACGGAGAAUGCGUCAGAUUCGUAAAAAAUUUCGGAAUUCCGAUGGUCGUUGCCGGUGGCGGUGGUUACACAACAAGGAACGUUUCCAGGUGCUGGACAUAUGAAACUGCCAUACUUUUAGAUGAAGUUUUGGACAACAACAUCCCAGAACACGAGUUUUCCUCAUAUUACGCUCCAGAAAUGCAUCUCAACCAGGAAAGCUAUGAUAUCAUCAACGAAAAUACCAAAGAAGAAAUGGAGAGAAUCCUUGAGGUAACAACUGAGAAUCUCAGACAUCUCCCAUGCGCUCCAAGUGUUCAAAUAGAUCCGAUGAGAGUUUUUAUGUCAAGCGAUGAUGAUGAAAGAGAAUUUGAGCCUUGCCUUGUUGAUAAAUUCCUUUCACUUGUUUUGUAA